AUGCAAGAAUUGAUCAGUAACGUUUCUGCAUACGUGGAGAAGCACAUGAGUAACUAUGAUGGCUCUCAUGACUUCCACCACAUCUUGCGUGUUGUGGGCCUAGCCCAUCGUAUCCACGAUGAGAUGACAAUUCCAAUCACUGGCAACGACACCAAACUACCAAUCCUCGAUCGGGACGUCAUUACACUCUCAGCACUUCUCCACGAUGUAGGCGACAGGAAAUAUGUCAAAGAGGGAGAAGACGCCCAGACAAUGGUGCGCGAUGUACUUCUCAACUUCGGCGCCUCUUACGAGCUGGCAGAACGUGUCCAGACAAUUUGCCUCGGUGUCUCAUACUCAUCGGAGAUCAAGAACUUGGAUUUUGCUGCAGACCUCAUUUCACGUUAUCCUGAGCUUGCUUGUGUGCAAGAUGCAGACAGGAUAGAUGCCAUAGGAGCUACUGGUAUCGGACGCCUGUUCACGUAUGGCGGAGCCAAGACGAAAAGGAGUAUGGACGGGUCAAUCAACAUCAUGGAUGAAAAGCUCUUCAAACUGGAGGACAUGAUGAAGACUGCAUCGGGAAAGAUAUUGGCUCGGGAACGUACUCGCAGGCUAAGAGAGUUCCAUAGCUGGUGGGAAGAAGAAAUGGAUGUUGCGUGUCCCCACUCAGGGCCAAUCUUUCAAAGGCAUUAACCCUUCCCUUCAGUGUGUCGAUUUCCUUCCCCAGCUGCUAUUGAAAAGUUAGUAUGUACUUCGACACCAUAUUGAAAAACACAGGAGCCGACACUUCCCCGAAAGUGUCUUCGAUUCCUAAUUGUCCUCGAAGUGAAGAGAGAAUUUGACGUACUUGUGUAUUGAGCUCCAAGUGCUUGAUAUAUUCCAAUGCUCUGGUCAAAACCGCAGCUUUCCCAAACUUUUGUUGUCCACUCUUGCUGUCUAUUUCCUCAUCAUCCGACUCGUCGGCCUUCG
Mollisia scopiformis is the source of this 948-nucleotide messenger RNA. Its product is annotated as HD domain-containing protein. The record is from RefSeq and is a predicted model, not a curated record. The coding region runs from base 1 to 672 and encodes 223 amino acids. The transcript has 2 exons. NCBI's taxonomy places the organism in Eukaryota, Fungi, Ascomycota, Leotiomycetes, Helotiales, Mollisiaceae.